Molecule: messenger RNA, 1922 nt
Organism: Populus trichocarpa (black cottonwood)
Lineage: Eukaryota; Viridiplantae; Streptophyta; Magnoliopsida; Malpighiales; Salicaceae
Product: autophagy-related protein 16
Exons: 5
Coding region: 191-1720 (509 amino acids)
Biological process (GO): autophagosome assembly
Cellular component (GO): autophagosome membrane
Molecular function (GO): protein binding
Source: RefSeq, a predicted model, not a curated record
UUCCCUUUGGUUUCUUCAUCUUCGAAGUUUUAUAUUUCCAGAAAUACCCUUUCGAAUUUUCAAUCUCUCUUUGCUUGAAAGUUGAAGCAAGAGGCAGCGGUGCUCCUGCUCUCCCUCCUCUCAUCGCAAACUCCAUAAUCCAAAAGAAAUUGAUUCCACGAAACACCAAUUGAUCAAUUUAUCGAUCGAUAUGUCGCAAGAAGAGAUUGGUCUAGAAGCAAUAAAGCAGGCGUUGAAAGCUUUGAAGAAGCGGCAUUUACUGGAAGAAGGAGCUCAUGCUCCUGCCUUUAUUGCUCUUUCCAGGCCCAUUAUUUCUCAGGGAUCAGAGUGGAAAGAGAAAGCAGAAAAUCUAGAAGUAGAACUUCAGCAAUGUUACAAAGCUCAAUCUCUUUUAUCUAACCAACUUGUGGUGGAGGUGGCCGAAUCGAGAGCAGCGAAGACUUCACUGCAAGAGAAGGAAGCAGCUAUCACUGAUUUGCAAAAUGAGGCUACUCAAAUUAGGGAUGAGUGUGGUCAGUUGAGGGAGGAUUUUGAGGAAAAGAUUAAAGCAUUAGAAUUGGUUAUGAGUGAGAACCAGGCACUUAGAACACAAUUGGAAGAGAUGACUCUUAAAGCUAAGAAUGCUGAGGCUGAAAAUAAGAUGUUGAUUGAUCGAUGGAUGCUACAAAAGAUGCAGGAUGCCGAACGCCUUAAUGAGGCUAAUGCACUUUAUGAAGAAAUGAUUGAUCGGCUCAAGGCAAGUGGUUUAGAGAGCCUUGCUAGGCAACAAGUGGAUGGAGUUGUCCGGCGAAAUGAAGAUGGUGCUGAGUACUUUGUUGAAUCAACGAUCCCUUCUACAUGCAAGCACAAGAUCACUGCUCAUGAGGGUGGCUGUGCUUCUAUAUUGUUUGAGUACAAUUCUGGAAAAUUGAUUAGUGGGGGACAAGACCGGUCAAUCAAGAUGUGGGAUACAAAUACAGGAUCAUUAAGUCACACUCUUUAUGGUUGUCUUGGCUCUGUUCUUGAUCUUUCCAUUACUCAUGACAAUAGAUCCAUCAUUGCAGCUAGCAGCUCAAACAACUUGUAUGUAUGGGAUGUUACCACAGGACGAGUACGUCACACUCUCACAGGUCACACUGAUAAAGUGUGUGCUGUUGAUGUCAGCAAAAUUUCAACUCGUCAUGUUGUCAGUGCUGCUUAUGAUCGUACCAUAAAAGUGUGGGAUCUGCAAAAAGGUUUCUGCACCAACACGAUCAUUUUCCACAGCAACUGCAAUUCUCUUUGCUUCAGCAUGGAUGGACAGACUAUUUGUUCAGGCCAUGUUGAUGGGAAUCUUCGUUUGUGGGAUAUUCAGACAGGAAAGCUACUUAGUGAAGUAGCUGCACAUUCGCUUGCUGUUACAUCAAUAUCUGUGUCUCGAAAUGGAAGUGUUGUACUGACAAGUGGGAGAGACAACUUGCAUAACUUAUUUGAUAUGCGAUCCUUGGAAGUUUGUGGCACUCUAAGAGCAACUGGAAACAGGGUGGCUUCUAAUUGGAGUCGCUCCUGUAUCAGUCCUGAUGACAACUAUGUUGCUGCUGGUUCAGCUGAUGGAUCUGUACAUAUUUGGUCAAUAUCUCAAGGUGAUAUAGUAAGCACCCUGAAGGAACACACAGCUCCAGUUCUUUGUUGUUCAUGGAGUGGUCUUGGCAAACCACUAGCCUCUUCUGACAAGAAUGGAAUUAUCUACACCUGGACAUGAUGGUUUGCGUCUUCACUUGUAAAUAUGAUAGGUUGUCUACACGGAGAAUUUCUUCAAACUAGCGUGUAACACUGUAAGCCAUUUAUGUUGAAUAAUUUCCACAAAGGAACCCAAAGUUAGCAAUAUGGCAAAAAAUUCUUCUUCUGUACAGACAUAGUUGAUUAGUUUAUUCUUACUGAAUGAUUCGGUUGGUUGAAUUCAA